Messenger RNA from Astyanax mexicanus (Mexican tetra), 6477 nucleotides. It is a transcript of the gene myo5ab, whose product is annotated as myosin VAb. Gene Ontology annotation, cellular component: actin cytoskeleton; myosin complex; cytoplasm. Lineage: Eukaryota; Metazoa; Chordata; Actinopteri; Characiformes; Acestrorhamphidae. The transcript is spliced from 40 exons. Gene Ontology annotation, biological process: vesicle transport along actin filament; actin filament organization. Bases 199 to 5610 code for a protein of 1803 amino acids. The record is from RefSeq and is a predicted model, not a curated record. Gene Ontology annotation, molecular function: microfilament motor activity; ATP binding; actin filament binding.
CUAACUAUAUACCCAGCAUGCCUCACAGAGCCGAGAGAGAGAGAGAAGACAACCUCAAGGAGCAUUUCCAGCUCUGAACAGACCCAGCAGGAGCGCUGAGAGGCGGCAGUGGACCCGGCUCUGCUGAGUUUAAACAUUUACACACGGAUGAAGAGUUUUUACCCUUCAGAUCAGUUUCAGAAGUUCUGAAGAGUCGCGAUGAGAGAGGCGCCGGUGCUCUACUCGAAGUAUGCUCGGGUUUGGAUUCCUGACCCUGUGGAUGUGUGGAAAUCAGCAGAGCUGACCAAAGACUACACGCCUGGAGACACUGCCCUAAAGCUAGAGCUUGAAGAUGGCACAGAGUUGGAGUAUAAAUUGGACCCCAAAAACAGCACCCUACCCCCCCUUCGUAACCCAGAUAUUCUGGUGGGAGAGAACGACCUAACCGCACUGAGCUACCUACAUGAACCUGCAGUGCUGCACAACCUGAGCGUCAGAUUCAUCGACUCUAAGCUUAUCUACACCUACUGUGGUAUCAUCUUGGUGGCCAUCAAUCCUUAUGAGUCACUCCCAAUCUAUGGAGCAGAUAUCAUCAAUGCAUACAGUGGGCAGAACAUGGGGGACAUGGAUCCUCAUAUUUUCGCUGUGGCUGAGGAAGCGUAUAAACAGAUGGCGAGAGAUGAGAGGAAUCAGUCCAUCAUCGUGAGUGGGGAAUCAGGAGCUGGGAAAACUGUGUCUGCUAAAUACACCAUGCGCUAUUUUGCUACUGUCAGUGGUUCCUCCACGGAAACCAGUGUGGAGGAAAAAGUGUUGGCCUCUAGUCCCAUAAUGGAGGCUAUUGGGAAUGCCAAGACGACCAGGAAUGACAACAGCAGUCGCUUUGGAAAAUACAUAGAGAUUGGAUUUGAUAAGAACUAUUACAUAAUUGGAGCCAACAUGAGGACAUACCUGCUGGAGAAGUCUAGAGUGGUGUUUCAGGCAAAUGAAGAGCGCAACUACCACAUCUUCUACCAGCUCUGUGCAUCUGCCCAUUUACCUGAAUUUAAAGCCCUGCAGUUAGGCAGAGCGGAUGACUUUCACUGCACUAACCAAGGCGGAAACCCUGUCAUAGACGGAGUGGAUGACGUACAGGAAAUGCAGGCAACCCAGAGGGCUUUCUCGCUUCUUGGAAUCAGUGAGAAACAGCAGAUGGAUUUGUUUCAGAUCCUUGCAGCCAUUCUUCACCUGGGCAAUGUGGAAGUGAUGGGAAAAGGCUCGGGAAACUCCAGUGUUUCUGCUCAAAAUCACCACCUGACUGUGUUCUGUGAGCUGCUGAUGGUAUCUCAGGAGGACAUAGCGCACUGGUUAUGUCAUAAAAAGCUCAAGACUGCUACAGAAACCUUCAACAAACCUCUGGCCAAAACAGAGGCUGUUGAUGGUCGGGAUGCAUUAGCUAAACACAUUUAUGCUAGGCUUUUCACAUGGAUAGUGAGUCAGAUCAACAAGGCUCUGCUUUCAUCCAGCAAGCAGCAUUCCUUUAUUGGGGUGCUAGACAUCUAUGGGUUUGAAACAUUUGAAAUCAACAGUUUUGAGCAGUUUUGCAUUAACUAUGCCAAUGAGAAACUCCAGCAACAGUUUAACAUGCACGUGUUCAAACUGGAGCAAGAGGAGUACUUGAAAGAGCAGAUCCCAUGGACCCUGAUUGAUUUCUAUGACAACCAGCCAUGCAUUAAUCUCAUCGAGGCUAAGAUGGGAAUUUUGGAUCUGCUUGAUGAGGAGUGUAUGAUGCCUAAAGGAUCAGAUGACUCGUGGGCACAGAAGCUUUAUAACACACACCUCAAGAAAAGUGCUCACUUUGACAAACCACGCAUGUCUAACAAGGCCUUCAUCAUGCAUCAUUUUGCUGAUCGGGUGGAGUAUCAGUGUGAGGGGUUUCUGGAGAAAAACAAAGACACUGUGAAUGAGGAACAGAUCAAUGUGCUGAAGUCGAGUAAGUUUGCCUUACUGCUGGAGCUUUUCCAAGAAGAGGACAAACCUCCAGGUCCUACAGCCACAGCGGUGCCUAGUCGCUUCAAGGUUGGGCGCAGCCAGUCCCUCAGAGAGCACAAAAAAUCUGUUGGACUGCAGUUCCGGAACUCUCUGAACUUGCUGAUGGACACCCUGAAUGCUACAACUCCUCACUAUGUGCGAUGCAUUAAACCCAAUGACCACAAAUCUCCUUUUCUGAUGGAUCCAAGAAGAGCAGCACAGCAGUUGAGAGCAUGUGGAGUUCUGGAGACAAUCCGGAUUUCAGCAGCAGGCUUCCCAUCCAGGUGGACAUAUCAGGAGUUUUUCAUCCGCUACAGAGUGCUGAUGAAACAGAAGGAUGUCCUCUCCGAUGGAAAACUAACAUGCCAGAAUGUUCUCCAGCAGCUCAUACAGGACCCAGAGAAGUACAAGUUUGGGAAGACCAAGAUCUUCUUCAGGGCUGGACAAGUGGCAUACUUGGAGAAACUGCGGGCUGAUAAACUCCGUGCAGCUUGUGUCCAGAUUCAGAAGACCAUCCGCUGCUACGUAGCCCGCAAAAAAUACCUGCGUCUGCGCUGGUCCACCAUUACUAUCCAGAGAUAUGUGAGAGGACAGCAGGCCCGAGCCUUGUGCAAGUCCCUGAGGAGAACAAAGGCAGCUGUGGUCAUUCAGAAGUACCAGCGUAUGUGUGCAGCCAGACGAUUGUACCAGCGGAAGCAGUUGGCAGCUGCGCUACUUCAGCGGCUGCUUCGUGGCUAUGCGGCCAGACUGCAGUAUAAACAGCUGCGGUAUGAGCAGAAGGUUGUGGUGGUGCAGCGCUGGGUGCGUGGCUGGCUGGUUCGAGUGCAGUAUAGAAGAACCAUGCAGGCUGUGGUGUAUCUGCAGUGCUGUGUACGGAGGAUGCUGGCACGGCGAGAGCUAAAGAAACUCAAGAUUGAAGCGCGGUCAGUCGAGCACUACAAGAAACUCAAUGUCGGCAUGGAGAACAAAAUCAUGCAGCUCCAGAGGAAAGUGGACGAGCAGAAUAAGGAGAACAAGGAGCUGUUGGAACGGAUAAGUGUUAUAGAAAGCAGUAGUGUGGCUGAGCUGAAGAAGUUGCGCCCUCAGAUAGAGGCUCUGCGAGGAGUGGAGGAAGAUGCCCGACGUCUUAAUGAUAAGGUGUCCACGCUAGAAGAGGAGCUCCAAGUUACUUGUGAGGAAUUGGAAAAGAACAGAAAGAUGGUUGAAGAAUUAAAUGAGAAGAACAGUCUCCUGAAGAGUGAAAAAGAUGAGCUGAACACCAUGAUUAAGGAACAGGGCCAGCAGAUAACUGAUAAUCUGCAGAAAGCCCAUCAGGAGCACGUGGAGCUUCUGCAGACAGAGCUAUAUGAAGAGCGCAGUCGCUACCAGAACCUUCUAACUGAACACCUCAAACUAGAAGAGCAGCAUGCUGAUCUGAAAUCAGAGAUGAAUGAAGCAACGCAUGUGUCCAAACUUGGUCGCUUAGGAACGGACUCUGCUUACAGCAGCAAUGAGUCAGAAUAUACCCGCUGCUCUGAGUUCACAGGGUCGGAGGUCAGCUUACAGGGUCAGGAGAUGGAACUGCAGGGUGGUGUGGAUGUGGCUCUCCUGUUAAAGCUGCAAAGACGAGUAGCUGAGUUGGAGCAGGAAAAGCUAAACUUGCAGAGCGAGUGGGACUCCAGAGAGGAUCUCCUCCAACAGCACCAUGCUAAGGAACUAGAAGAGUGUCGUAGAACAGUAGGUGGUGAGAGAGACUAUGAGGCACAGAAGCGGCAAGAGCUGGAGUCAGACAAUAAAAGACUAAAGAAGGACCUGAAUGAGCUGCGUGCGUCUCUGAGUGUGAAGAAAGGUUCAGGACGGGCUUCCCCUGGAUCCUCGGCCUACAAUGUUCUCCUGGAGCAGUUGAGCUCCGUCACUGAAGAACUGGAGGUGCGCAAGGAGGAGGUGCUCCUUUUACGCACUCAGCUGGUCAGCCUAGAGGCCUUCAAAUAUAAGGAAGCGGCAUCUGAAGGCGACUCUGGUGACACCAGCAGGUCCCCCAAUCUGGAUCUACAUGAACUGAAUGAGGAUGGAGAGCUGUGGAUAGUAUAUGAGGGCUUAAAAGAAACUAAUAGGCUGUUGGAGUCUCAGUUGCAGAGUGAGAGGGAGCAUCAGGCUCAGGAGCUACAAGCCCUGAAAGCAGAGCUACAGACUCUAAAGGAGGAGAGAGACCAGCAGCAGCAGCUUCUCUCACACACAUUGCAGCUGCCCAAGGAUGGCCGUGUGCACACUGCCCUCCAGCUCGAGAUCAGCCGUCUCACCCGCCAUAAUGUGGACCUGUUGGAGCAGAUGGAUAAGCAGGACAAGACCAUUCGCAAGCUGAAGAAACAGCUAAAGAUUUACAUGAAGAAGGCUGAAGAGACAGACUCAGAUGUCCAUAUAGAUGAGCCUAUUCCAGAGAACAGAGUGAUUGAAGCAAUGCCAGAAAUCAGUAUCUUACGUAAGGAGCGACACUGCCGUGGAAUGCUGGAGUAUGGAAACGAUGAUGAGAGCAAGCUGGUGAAGAUCCUUAUUACAGAACUGAAGCCUAGAGGGGUUGCUGUAAGCAUGAUCCCAUGCCUGCCAGCGUACAUUCUCUUCAUGUGCCUGCGCCACGCUGACUUCACCAACAACGACCAGAGAGUCUGCACACUGCUCAACUGCUCCAUCAACUGCAUCAAAAGUGUGCUAAAGAAAAAAGGUGAUGACUUUGAAACGGUUUCAUUUUGGCUGGCCAACACUUGCCGUCUCCUGCAUUGCCUGAAACAGUACAGUGGAGAAGAGGACUACACUAAGCACAACACUGCCCAGCAGAAUGAGCAGUGCCUGCUCAACUUUGACUUGACUGAGUACAGACAAGUUCUGAGUGACUUGAUUAUCCAGAUCUACCAGCAGCUCAUCAAGUGCAUGGAAAACAUCCUCCAACCUAUGAUUGUGGCGGGUAUGUUGGAGCAGGACACCAUCCCAGUGUUGCUGGGUCCAAAGCCCACAGGGCUGAGAAAGCGUACCUCCAGUUUUCCUCAGGACAGCUCCUUUUCAUUGGAAUCUCUUCUAAAACAGCUCAGCUCAUUCCACUCCACUCUACUUCAACAUGGCAACGAUCCGGAUCUCAUCAGACAGGUGGUCAAACAGCAAUUUUACUUCAUCGGCGCUGUCACAUUAAACAGUCUGCUUCUGCGCAAGGACAUGUGCUCUUGGAAUAAAGGACUGCAGAUCAGGUAUAAUGUAAGUCAGCUGGAAGAGUGGCUGAUGGAUGCAGGUAUUCAGGGCGGAGGGAUGCGGGAGAUGCUUGAGCCGCUCAUUCAGGCUACUAAACUGCUGCAGGUCAAUAAAAAGACUGAGGAAGAUGCAGAAGCCAUCGCCACCAUGUGUACGGCUCUUACAGCUGCACAGAUUGUAAAAAUACUCAACCUUUACACACCCAUCAAUGAGUUUGAGGAGAGAGUGUCUGUCUCUUGCAUGAAAGCCGUACAGGCCUUGUUAAAGAACCGACAGGAGUCUCCUCAGUUACUGAUGGACAGUAAAAUAGUCUUCCCCAUCACUUUCCCCUUUAACCCCUCUCCUGUGGCCCUGGAGAGCAUUCAGAUACCAGCCAGCCUCAACCUCAGCUUCCUCACAAGCCAUUAGACAGUCACAGCUGGGAUGUGAUCUGUGAACAUUGUGUCAUAUCUUUUUCAAGCCAAAUUAGAUAUUCUGCUGCACUAAAUCUAACCAAAGAAAUGAGCACUUUUAGCAGUUUAACAUGCUAAAUUUCUUAGCCUACAUACAUGUUCACCUUUAAUGCAGUAGAUGAGGAGCUGGUUAAUUAGUUGGCGAGUUAAUUUGAUUGAGUGAGUGCACGGAAACAUGAAUAAUGUUUGAGCUGCUCCUGGUCUGGGUUUGGGAAUCUCACUUCUGACACACUUGUUACUUGUAUUGUUUAAUACGUUUGUCACACAUUUGUUCAUUUAUGGUUAGCACUAAUGGGAACUUUCUCCUUAAGAGAAAUCAUGUUGCCUUAUUGAUAACAGAGGUGGGUGCAGGGUGGGUACUGUGUGUUUGGAAAUGUUAUAUUUAUAUAGAACUGACUUUUGUAAGUUGGUCAGUGGACUGUUGCUGUUGUCACUGUGUCUAUUAAGUGUGAAAUGUAUCUUUGCUCCAUAUAUUUAAAACUGUGUAUUAUGUCUGCUGUGUUAAGUUAACUUGUAGUUUUAAUAUAAUAAAUAAUAAAUUCUUUUGUUUACCUUUAUGUCCAAAAACCAACAAAACAAAGUGAAAUAUAAGCACUUGGAUUAUUUAGGUAUUCAUACUAUUAAAAUGAAUGUGUAUUUAAUAUUAAAUUAAUGUACAAUUUUCCACAAUAUAUCUGUACAUGUGCAAGUAUGAAUGCUCAGAAAAAGAACAGCAAACCUUAAAAUAUGUAUUAUUUUUUAAUGUUUUCUUCUCCAACAAAAAAAAGUUUUCUUUGUGUAACAUUAAAAGUUAAAAAAUAAAGGUAUUUUUUGACUUGUUCUA